AUGAGUAAAGAUGUUAUGGCGCGAUUUCUCAACAAGAGGAAAGCGGAUGAAAUUGGAUCAUCUUCCGAUUUUGUUGAUGUGAAUGAUCUUCCCUCGGAUCCUCAUGAUCGCAAGGCGAUAGCAUCAUACAACGUGAAUCAACGAGAUGAUGUUAGAAGGGCAUACCUACUAAGAGGACCAUGUCAACCAACGGGUAUUAAAUAUCCAACAUCAACGUUUCAAGGUAAAGAGUUGAGAAAAUUCAAACAAGAAUGGUAUGACCGAAAGGAAUACAAGGGAUGGUUAGAGUAUAGUAUAAAAUCGGAUCGUGUGUUUUGCUUAUGUUGUUACUUGUUUAGGUCCGAAUUUGGUGAUCAUAGAGACACAUUUGUUUUGAACGGGUAUAACAAUUGGAAAAAAGUACAUGAGGUACUUACAAAACAUGUUGGGUUAGUUAAUAGUGCCCACAACAAAUGUUUCCAAAAGUGUGCCGAUUUACUUAACGAAAAGCAAGUGGUAAACACACAAUGGGACAAAAGGACCCCUAAGGAGAAACGUGAUUACAAACUUAGAUUAAGUGCUUCUACUUUGCUUGGAAAAAGGUUGUUGAAUGGCGGUUUGGCGUUUCGUGGUCAUGAUGAGUCAAAAGAUUCAUUAAAUAAAGGAAAUUUUUUAGAGCUUUUAGAACUAAUGGGUGAAAUGAAUGAAGAGCUUGGUAAGGUUAUCUUAGAGAAUGCACCGGCGAAUAACCAAAUGACUAGUCCUAAAAUUCAAGCGGACAUUAAACAUUGUUACGCUCAAGAGGUACUUAAACAAAUUUUUGAAGAUCUUGGUGAUGAUGUUUUUUCUUUAUUAGUUGAUGAAUCAUGUGAUGUUUCAAAAAAAGAACAAAUGGUGGUUGUUAUUCGUUAUGUUGAUAAAGUUGGGAUUGUUAAGGAGCGUUUUAUUGGGCUUGUUCAUGUCAAAGAGACAAGCGCAUUAACACUUAAAUCGGCUAUUGAUGAUAUGUUGGCACGUUAUGGGUUGAGUUUGAAAAGGAUUAGAGGCCAAGGUUACGACGGGGCAAGUAACAUGUCAGGUGAGUUUAACGGCUUAAGAGCUCUUAUUUUAAAGGAAAAUGUUUCGGCUUUCUAUAUUCAUUGUUUUGCACACCAACUUCAAUUAGUUGUUGUGGCGGUGGCACACAAACACACACCUAUUUGGAGAGUAUUUGAAACGAUAACAUGUUUAACAAAUGCCGUUUGUGCAUCUUCUAAGCGACAAGACAUGCUUCGUGAAAGCCAAAGAAGACAAUUGGAAAAAAUAGAAGACGUGCUUUGUACCGGAAGUGGGUUGAAUCAAGAAAUGACACUUUCAAGACCCGGAGAUACACGUUGGAAUUCCCACUAUAAAACGCUUUCGCGUUUGAUUACUUUAUAUCCAAACAUUAUGGAAGUUCUUGGAUGUAUAGUAGAAACGGGUCAAACUCUUCCUUGUAGUAGACAAGCGGACGGACUUCUAGAGGAUAUGAAAAAAUACGACUUUGUAUUUUACAUACACUUGAUGGAGCAUAUUCUAAACGUCACACAUACAUUGUCCCAAUGUCUACAAAGAAAAGAACAAGAUUUGAUGAAUGCGGUUAAAUUGGUUUCUUCCACAAAAAACCAACUUGAAAAGUUUAGGUUGGAAGGAUUUAAUGAGUUCUUGGAGAAGGUUAACUCUUUUUGUGACAUGUAUGAACUUGAGGUGAAAAAUUUAGACGAUGAAUAUAUUAACCCAAGAUGGCCAAGAAGAAAAACGAACAUCUCAAAUCGGCACUAUUACGAGUAUGAUUGCUUCAAUGCGGUUCUAGAUUUGCAAAUUCAAGAAUUUGGGAACCGUUUUAACGAGGUAACAUCGGAACUACUUCUUUGUAUCAGUUGUUUGAGUCCGUGUGAUAAUUUUAGUGCGUUUGACAUUCCAAAUAUACUAAAGUUAGCCGGAAAGUAUCCAUAUGAUUUCGAUGAAGCCGAAAAACGAAGGCUUCCGGUUCAACUCAGAAACUACAUUGAUUUUGUGAAAAAAGAUAAACAAUUCGCCAACUUGGAUGCUUGUUCUCGUAUUACCCGUCGCAACCGCAACCGUUGA
Messenger RNA from Helianthus annuus (common sunflower), 2085 nucleotides. Its product is annotated as zinc finger MYM-type protein 1-like. Lineage: Eukaryota; Viridiplantae; Streptophyta; Magnoliopsida; Asterales; Asteraceae. The record is from RefSeq and is a predicted model, not a curated record. The transcript has 2 exons. Bases 1 to 2085 code for a protein of 694 amino acids.